AUUUCCUUCUGCUAUUUUGUUGUUGUUUUUUCACUGCCUUUUGUUUAAUAUAAUUGGCGCUAAUAUUUAAUACUGAUGCUGAUGCUGAAUUGCUAUUUGUCCAAAGUAAUAGGUCUAGUUAAUGGAACCUAUACCUCUUCCCCCUCCUUUCCCAUUACUGCCAAAGGAGGGAAGCCCGAAUAACCUGUCAAAAUCUGAAAACACCAAAAGCAAUGGAGUUGCUAUAGAUUUGGAUCCUGUGGAACUUUGGAUGAAGCUAAAUGGAAAAGUAAAUGGUACUUUCCUGGUGGCCUGGCAAAAUACCCCUACAGUUCUGCAGAAUGGUCCACAGUGUGGACUUGUUGCCUUAGCCAUGGCUGCUCAAUCCCAUGGGCGAGCAAUUGAUACAGAUUCGAUAUUUCAAAAAGCAUUAAAUAUGGGAAUUACCAAACAAGGAGAACUAUUCAGUUCCUUUGCUAUGUGUGAACUUGCCAGUUGUAUAGAAAUGAAACCUUUGCUUCUCGAUGACGGUUUCCGCGAUGCCGAAGUUUUGUUACGAUAUUUAAUAUCGGACAAAAUGCUUCUUGUUCCGUAUGAUGCUGAUUGUAACCAUUCACCAUGUCUAAAAAACGGCCAUAAAGCCCAUUGGGCGUUGCUGGUUGGAAUUCUCUUUCAAGUGGAUGACAGUUUCAACCACAACGGAUGUUGUUCACGAGAGCUUCUGAGGCAAAACAUUUAUCGGAUAUCAGAUGUGCAUGCCAGUUGCGACCUGCCUAGUCUAGUAAAUAAAGAAAAGAUUUAUUUUUUGGCCAAACAUGGGAAAAGUAAACGAUUGGCCAUCUGGAGCUACAACAGUUUGCAAGCCAGUAAUAAUAAUUUGCAAGAAGUUGAUCCGAAGCGCGUGAACGAUCUAGAAUAUGUCCUCCCACCUAAUAAUAAUUUAGCAGACCUACGCGGUAAAGUAAUAGUUUUGUGCUAA
Messenger RNA from Daphnia carinata, 958 nucleotides. RefSeq names its product actin maturation protease-like. Lineage: Eukaryota; Metazoa; Arthropoda; Branchiopoda; Diplostraca; Daphniidae. The transcript is spliced from 4 exons. The record is from RefSeq and is a predicted model, not a curated record. The coding region runs from base 122 to 958 and encodes 278 amino acids.